Hemibagrus wyckioides is the source of this 3293-nucleotide messenger RNA. It is a transcript of the gene sf1, whose product is annotated as splicing factor 1. Gene Ontology annotation, biological process: regulation of mRNA splicing, via spliceosome. The record is from RefSeq and is a predicted model, not a curated record. The transcript has 12 exons. Gene Ontology annotation, molecular function: zinc ion binding; mRNA binding. The coding region runs from base 157 to 2148 and encodes 663 amino acids. Gene Ontology annotation, cellular component: nucleus. Lineage: Eukaryota; Metazoa; Chordata; Actinopteri; Siluriformes; Bagridae.
CCACCUUAACGGCGCCAUCUUGGCCAACCGGACCGUGACAUAGGGAAGGCUGUUAUAGUAUUUGGUGUGUUCCAGUUUGUUUUCGUAAAAGACGUCAGUUUUUAAGCAAAAUAAACUCGACGGAUUAAAGGAAGAUAUAUACACACACACUAGGAAAUGGCAACGGGAGCAAACGCAACCCCGCUGGGGAAGCUGCACCCGAGUAUCGGCGCUAAACGGGGCUUCGACUCGGGGCCCGGUGCUGGCUUAAUGCCUCCGCCGGGGCCUCCGUCCUCUUUCCCGCUCCAGAACUUUCCCCAGAUGCCGGGUGCCGCUUUCCCAGGAUUUCCCGGGGCUGCAGGUUCAUUACCAAACCCACAACUCGGACCGCAAUCUCAACUCGGAGAUAUGAGUAUGAAGAAGAGGAAAAGGAGUCGCUGGAGCAGCGAAACUCCCGAUCAGAAGACCGUUAUCCCAGGAAUGCCCACAGUCAUCCCUCCUGGCCUUACUCGUGAACAAGAGAGAGCUUAUAUAGUCCAACUGCAGAUCGAAGACCUGACUCGUAAACUGCGUACAGGAGACCUGGGAAUCCCUGUUAAUCCUGAGGACAGCAGGUCACCUUCUCCUGAGCCGAUCUAUAACAGCGAGGGGAAGCGGUUGAACACACGUGAGUACCGCACCCGCAAAAAAAUGGAAGAGGAGAGACAUUCACUCAUCACUGAGAUGGUUGGGCUGAACCCAGAGUUUAAGCCCCCUGCUGACUAUAAGCCUCCAGCCACGAGAGUCAGUGAUAAAGUGAUGAUCCCACAGGACGAGUAUCCAGAAAUCAACUUUGUUGGACUUCUCAUUGGGCCACGCGGCAACACGCUGAAGAACAUUGAGAAAGAGUGCUGUGCUAAGAUCAUGAUUCGUGGGAAGGGUUCUGUUAAGGAGGGCAAAGUGGGCCGUAAGGACGGACAGAUGCUCCCAGGAGAGGACGAGCCUCUACAUGCCUUGGUCACUGCCAACACCAUGGAUAACGUCAAGAAGGCAGUAGAACAGAUCCGUAAUAUCCUGAAGCAGGGUAUUGAGACCCCAGAGGAUCAGAAUGAUCUGAGGAAGAUGCAGCUGAGGGAGCUGGCACGACUCAACGGCACUCUGAGAGAGGAUGAUAACAGGAUCCUGCGCCCUUGGCAAAGUUCUGAGCCUCGUAGCAUUACCAACACUACUCUGUGCACAAAGUGUGGAGGAGCUGGACAUAUUGCGUCUGACUGCAAGUUUACAAGUACUUAUACCCAGAGGCAAGGUGAUCCACCCCAGUCAGCUCAGGAUAAGGCCCGUAUGGAUAAAGAGUAUCUGUCUCUAAUGGCUGAACUGGGAGAGGCUCCAAUUCCUGCAUCCAGUGGUGGACACGGCAACAACAACAACCCUCCAAGUGGACCCCGUGGAACUGGGCCCAACACCAACCAGCCACCUCCAAACCGUCCUCCCUGGAUGAACUCGGGCCCUUCAGAUAACAGGAACUUCCAUGGCAUGCAUGGCGGCCCAGGUGGUCAUGGAGGUCCCCACAACUUCCCACCUCCCAUGCCCAACAUGGGUGGUCCACCCAUGCCUCCCAACCCUAAUGGCAUGCCCCCACCGUGGAUGCAACCACCCCCUCCGCCCAUGGGCCAGGGCCCAUCUCCUCAUGGACACCCUAUGGGUUUGUUACCUCCUCCUAUGGGCAUGAUGCCACCUCCUCCACCUCCACCCAAUAACCAACCACCCCCACCCCCGUCCGGGCCUCUGCCUCCUUGGCAACAGCAGGCCCCACCCCCUCCUCCCACCAGCAGCAUGGCAACCAGUGCCCCACUGCCAUGGCAGCAGAAUACUACUACCACAUCCACCCCAGCUACAGGUAACCUGCCUCCAUGGCAGCAACCCCAGCCAGCAGCAAGCUCUGCUGCCCAACCCCCUCCUCCUAUGGGAAACCCCUCCAUGGUGCCCCCUCCUCCUGGAGUUCAGCCCCCACUGCCCCCUGGUGCCCCUCCUCCUCCCCCACCACCACCCCCAGGCUCAGCAGGCAUGAUGUAUGCACCCCCUCCUCCUCCUCCACCUAUGGACCCCAACUUUGUUACCAUGAUGGGAAUCCCAGGAAUGCCUCCGUUUGGGAUGCCACCUGCCCCCCCUCCCCCACCACCCCAAAAUUAAAUGCCCUCACAUUGACCACAUGACAAAGCUUGGAGGACAACAUGACUUGGUUCUACUUGAUGUAUGUUGUAAUACUGGAGAGAAAAAAAAGGCUAGUGUGGUUGAAAUGUGUAAAUUUGCUUAACUUAAUUUGCUUCUGAUUUUAAAAUUGUAGUGUUUGUUCAGUUGGUAGAUAAUUUUUUUUUUUUUUUUUUUGAUGUGCAGGGAAUUGUGUGUGUGUGUGUGUGUGUGUGUGUGUGUGUAGGGCCUUCCUUUCAUUGGUUGUGCUAAAUGACAUUCCAAACCACAGUCAUUGAACAGGUAUAAUGUAAAUCCUCAUUGUUUUUUUGCUCAUUACAAAAUCAGAUGGUUUCAUCUCGAAUGAAUCGGAGGACGUUUUGCAUCCAAAUGGCUUUGUUUUUUUUUUGUUUUUUUGUUAAUUCACAUUUAAAAUAAUAUUUUGUUGUCUGAAUAUUUUUGUAAUGCUAACUUCAGCUAAAUAAAAGUUGAAAUGGCCUCACAUUUACAUAGUAAUAAAUACAGGUGGGCAGACUCUUCAUUUAUGUUGUGCUUUUGCAAUUCCAAAAAGGUUUUGUUUUUUUUAAAUGUCUGUGUUUCAAGAGUGUGUACAAAAACUUGAAGCUACUUCGGUCUGUUGAUGUUAAACAGAAGUCGAACUACAUUUGUAUUCCUGACAGCUUCUUGCAAGAAAACUAUUCCACUCUUGUUGCCCCACUUUUCUCAGUCUAGUGUCUUUUUGUGUAGCUCCACUCGGUCCUAGCCAGCUUUAAAGUUCUGUCAGGAUUUCGAUAAAAGAUGCAAUGAAUGAUUUAAUAUGGGUUUUUGUUUUGGGAGGAAAAUGCUAAAACCAUUGAACUGAAACUGAGGGGUUUAAUUCAGACUAACAGAUAUGUGAAGCUUUGUCCGUUUGGGGUUGUUUAAGGGUCGUCUGAUACCAUUGUCUAAAUUUUAUUUUUGUUUUUCCCACCCCGUAGGCUUGCUUUUUUUUUUUUUUUGUGCUUUGUGUGCAACUGUCCAGUCCUGAAGUGCUCAACUAUUUUUUAUUGUAUGUACAGUACAAAAUGGACAAAGUGAAUAUAUGUUAAUUUCCUGUACUCUUAAAAUAAAGGGGAUUAUACAUUUCUAUUAAAAUAACACCAUGUUGA